Molecule: messenger RNA, 1047 nt
Organism: Clonostachys rhizophaga
Lineage: Eukaryota; Fungi; Ascomycota; Sordariomycetes; Hypocreales; Bionectriaceae
Source: the annotation of a GenBank genome assembly
AUGUGGACCAAAAAGUUGAUUGCUUUUGCUGCUCUAGCCUCUGCGAUACCAUCAGAGCCUAGGCUCGAGCCAGGUCUUGGCAUCGAACGGAAAGAUGCACUCACUGUCACUGAGGCGGAGCUCAAUCAGAUGAAAUUUUUCAUGGAGCAAAGCGCAGCCUCAUAUUGUAACUACAAGCAGCCAGUCGAUGCACUCAUUAGGUGUGAUCGAGUGGGAACCAUUAGUGGGCCGUGCCCUUCGAUCCAGAACGAUACCGUUCGCAUUCUCUGGACAUAUAUUGGCCCGGUUACUCAGGUUGCUGCGUACAUCAGUAUAAAUCAUGUGCGUAAGCAAAUUGUUUUUACUGCUCGAGGCACCCUAACUGGAACGGAGGGAGAUGUGAACUUAAACGUUGAUUUCAAGCCUUAUCCUGGCGUUGAUGGGGCUCAGGUUCACACAGGCUUCUAUGAUGCUUGGGACGAAAUGGCCGCUGCGGGUGCCAUUAAAGCAGUUAGCGACGCCGUUGCAGCCAACCCGGGCUACAGCAUUGUGGCCACUGGUCACUCUCUAGGCGGAGCUCUUGCAUCCAUGGCCGCCGCAAGCCUCCGUAAUACGGGCUUCUCAGUUGAUCUCUACACAUACGGUGCCCCUCGCCUUGGUAACGCUGCCUUCAAUCACUUCCUGGCCGGGCUACCCGGGGCUGACUAUCGUGUGACGAACGUGGAUGAUCCUGUCCCACGUUUGCCGUUUCUUUGCUGGGGGUAUCGAUCUCUUUCUCCGGAGUACUGGAUCUCUCAGAAUUUUACAGGUCCUGAUUACCCGCUUGAUAAUAUCAAAGUCUGCCAAGGAGACGCAAACCUUGAGUGCAAUGGCGGCACGCGGGGUUUUGGUUGGGAAAACAUACUCUCUCAUGGCACCUACCUUGGGCAUUCUCCCUGUCUCAAUAUCUUCGAUUUUCUCAGUAGCGAAGAAGCGAACAAAAACUGGGUAACGAGGCUUGCAGAGCUCAACAGUGAACAACCGUCCAAUGUUUUGGAAGAUCUUAUCUAUUGUGCACUUUUGGUCUAG